This is a messenger RNA of Chenopodium quinoa (quinoa), 2432 nucleotides long. RefSeq names its product protein PNS1-like. Bases 122 to 1522 code for a protein of 466 amino acids. The transcript has 2 exons. The record is from RefSeq and is a predicted model, not a curated record. Gene Ontology annotation, biological process: transmembrane transport. Gene Ontology annotation, molecular function: transmembrane transporter activity. Gene Ontology annotation, cellular component: membrane. Lineage: Eukaryota; Viridiplantae; Streptophyta; Magnoliopsida; Caryophyllales; Amaranthaceae.
AUUUUCAAAUUUUAUAUAACAUGGUUAUCCUUAUAUUUUCGCUGAAUUCUAGGCGCAAGAAAUUAAAUGUAACAAAAAUUUAAUCCCAAAAAAAUAAAAACAUUAAAGAAGUGCCUCUCACAUGGCAAGAAUCAUGAGUUCUUCAUCAUCAGUAACUCCAAUUAAUAACAAAGGUGAUAAGAAUCUUCAAGUUGAAGCAGAUGAUCUUCACAAGAAUCCUGCACAAGUGGAAGAGGCAAGAAUCGCGGUUGAUAAGCCAAAACUCAGUGGGAAGAUUAUUGGGAUUGUGUUUUAUUUGCAACUUCUUGUGAUUUUUGUGCUUGCAGUGAUUCUGAUCAUUAGAGGCUUCCUAUCUAAGCAUGCUCGUCGUCGGUUUCAUCCAUCGGAGUGGUAUCCUCCGAUGCUGAUGUCUGUUGGAUUGGCAGGAAUCACUGGAUUAGUAUGGCAGACUGUAACGUACUAUCAUUCGUCGAGAGCUGUUAAAUUGGCAUUUUGGUUUAGUCCCCUGCUAACUUGUGCCAUGGGUGUUCUUUUGAUUUCUACUGGUUCAGCAGUUGGAUUAGCUUUCGGAAUUUUAUCGAUCUUAGUAGCUGUUAUUCAAUCGUUGUAUGCUUGUUGGGCGAACCCACGGUUUAAUCAUGCUGUUUCUGUGCUAUCUGUCUGCACUGCAGUUCCUCCACAGAAGAGUAUCUCAAUGACUGUUGUGUCUGUCAUUGUAUCAGUAGUCUACUCUUCGGCUUUGGUGGGUGGGAUUGGUGGAGCUACUGCGACUGGAACCCAUAUUGAUAAGGUUUUCAUCGCGGUCAUCAUCCUUAGCAUGACCUGGACACUGCAGGUGGUCAAGAAUAUACUGCAGGUGGUAGUCUCGCGUGUCAGGUAUCUGAACUUUGCUUGUGGAGAUGAAACAAUGGAUGUUUGGACAUCUAUGAGAGUGGCAGUGGGACCCAUGGUGGGAACUGUCUGCUUUGGGUCUGUCUUAGUCCCGACUGUCACCCUUGUUUGUGGCUCUGCUAGGGGAAUCAGCCUUAUAGCAGGAGAUUCUGAUGAGUUCCUGUUUUCUUGUGCCGACUGUUACUCAGGAAUUGCCUCAAGACUUGUGACAUGUGGCAAUCGCUGGGGGUUUGUCCAUGUUGGAGUCGACUGUAAGGGGAUCAUCCAAUCAUCCUCUGACACGUGGGAGAUGUUCCGGAGAGCUGGGAUGGAAGAGCUUAUUGACUGUGAUUUGACAAGUUCAUUCUGCUUCUUCUGUGGCAUUGCAGGAGGGGCUCUGAGUGCAAUAUCAGGAGGGUGUUGGGCACUUGUGGUUCAUAAAGAAUAUGCAACUCAAAUUUCGAUCUAUGCUUUUUUGAUUGGUUAUUUGGUUAGUCGUGUAGCUAUGGCUUGGCCACAAGCAUGUGCUUCGGCUUACCAUGUGGCGUUUGCUGAGAACCCUCAAAGUGCUCGAUUUGAUGCAACUAUUCCAUUUAGGUUGCAGGAGCUACAUAAAAAUCAGCAAUCUAACAUUUCUGGCGGUGAUCAUUGAGUAGGACAGAGCACAGUUUGUAUAUAGUCCUCCCAACAAAAUUUUGAUAGCAGCAAGAAUUCUUUCUUGUAAAUAUCUGUAACCAUGAAAUCAUUGUGAUCAUGUCUUGUAUACAUCAAUAAAUUGCUUGCAAUUGCGCGUUUGAAUGUUAGGCGAGGUAGCAUUAGCAAGAAAGGACGUUCAGUGUAGGAAGUAUAUAAUUUAAAAGGACGUCAUAAACUCCAAGAAAGUUUUCUUGUGGACUUGCUUUCCACCUUGUAGUGCUUGUACUGUGACAAAAUGUGCUCACAAAGAGGCAGUGUUUUCCCUAAAAUUACAUGUGAACUUUUGUCCACGAGACCAUAACUUGCAGGGUAGCUAGCGCAACCACGACUAUAGUCAAAAGGUAGGUUGUGAAUAUAGGGAUGCUGGCUGCAACGACUAUAGUUCAUAAAUGCAUGUAAGAGAAGCAUGGUGGUGGACUGGUGGUGUAAGAGCUUUAUAAUCACUUGUUAACUUGAACCCAAAGAGAAUGUAACAUUAUACAUAGUACCUGUACUACCUUUCCCCCUGAAUAUUAACCGGAAUUGAGUUCAUUGGUCAAAAUCAAAUUUGUCAAAAACCGUACAGCAUUACAGUGGAAAUUACAUUUCUAGAUUUAUCUGGGACGUUUUCAUCAGAUCAUAUAUUUUAUGGGCUACAAAGAUAGAAAUCAAUAGUCAAAAGUUGACAUUAUUGGAACACCAAAUGGUGGAUGUGCCUUGUCAAUUAAAAACGGGACCUAGGGAAACUGCAAGGAGAAAUCCAGACAUACGAAGUACAAAAUGGAAUUUUAUGGUGCAGAAAAGAUCAAAUCAAUAUUGCAGAUUCCCAUCGCUUAAACCACGAGGGGUGUUUAUCAUCUCUAGUAACUGAUCCUAUCUCAGUUCAG